CUUGAGCAGCACAGAGGGGACCCAACCCUCCAAGGUCACCAGGGACACCCUUCUAAGACCCUCCAGGAAUCUGCAAUCCCAUUCUCUACCUCUGGAGAUCAGCAUGGCGGAUGAGUAUGUGAACCUUGGUAACCUUGAACUGGAGACCCCAAGGAACACGGUGCAGUCAGCCUUCAGGGUCCUUGUGAGGGUGCAACUAGGUUGAAUUCUUGUCCUGAGAUGGUAGGAGGCAAGGGUGGUUGGAUUUCUGUAGAAAUGAGGAGCAGCGAUGCGGCUGGGGAACCCCAGCCGGCGCCUGCUCCUGUCCGACGUCGCUCCUCGGCCAACUACCGAGCCUAUGCCACCGAGCCACAUGCCAAGAAAAAGUCUAAGAUCUCCGCCUCCAGAAAACUUCAGUUGAAGACUCUGAUGCUGCAGAUUGCGAAGCAGGAGAUGGAGCGUGAGGCAGAGGAGCGACGUGGAGAGAAGGGCCGCGUUCUGAGCACGCGUUGCCAGCCCUUGGUGUUGGAUGGGCUGGGCUUUGAAGAGCUUCAGGACCUAUGCCGGCAGCUUCACGCUCGUGUGGACAAAGUGGAUGAAGAGAGAUACGACGUGGAAGCAAAAGUCACCAAGAACAUCACUGAGAUUGCAGAUCUGACCCAGAAGAUCUAUGACCUGCGUGGCAAGUUUAAGCGGCCCACUCUCCGAAGAGUGAGAAUCUCAGCAGAUGCCAUGAUGCAGGCACUACUGGGGACCCGGGCCAAGGAAUCCUUGGACCUGAGGGCCCACCUCAAGCAGGUGAAGAAGGAGGACAUUGAGAAGGAAAACCGGGAGGUGGGAGACUGGCGCAAGAAUAUCGAUGCACUAAGUGGAAUGGAAGGCCGAAAGAAAAAGUUUGAGGGCUGAGCCCAUGGCUCUCACACUGUGCUCUGAAGGGCAUCUCUGAGGAAUAAAUUUCUUUAAACUGGAA
Messenger RNA from Rattus norvegicus (Norway rat), 949 nucleotides. Lineage: Eukaryota; Metazoa; Chordata; Mammalia; Rodentia; Muridae. The record is from RefSeq and is a predicted model, not a curated record.